Molecule: messenger RNA, 846 nt
Organism: Paramuricea clavata
Lineage: Eukaryota; Metazoa; Cnidaria; Anthozoa; Malacalcyonacea; Plexauridae
Source: the annotation of a GenBank genome assembly
AUGAAAGAAAAGCUACCCAGCGCUAAGUCAUUGUGUGUGACCAAUGGUUUUGUGUUUGUUUGUUCUGCCGAUGGUAUCAUUGUGGUAGAACACACAAGUCAACUAUCUAUCAAAGUCCAGUCUCUUAGGAAAGCUGAACUUAUUGCCGAACUUACGAAGAGAGGCGUUGAAGCCACUGGAAAUGUCACUCAGCUCAAGAACAAAUUGAACAUAGAAAAUGAAAAAUUACGAGCUCAAUAUGCUUCUGUCAAAAAGCGGACGGACAUUGUUCAUCUAAAUAAAGAUAUCCAUACGGUUGACUGUUUAUGUUCAGCGUCAGAUGAAAUCCUAAUUGUAGGUAGCAACGUUGAUCAAAAAGUUUACCAAGUUCUUAUAGAGAAGGAUGGUGUGGGUCUCGUUGGCAGUGUCACACAGAGUUUCACUUACCCUCAGAAUGACAUCAAGGUUGUUAGCAUGACCACUUCCACUGGCAGUCUUUUCUUUUCGUCAGUGGGACCUCAAGGGCAAGACGACUAUGGAGGGCUUUUCCAAGUGAACCUCGAAUCUAAUUUGCCUACGUGUUUGGUUCGAAACUCGCCGAAUUGCGAAGUACAUGGAAUUGCUCCAUACAAGAACGGGAUUGCCUUUUCUGAUAUUAAGACAAACCAAAUAAAGCAGUACCAUUGUUUGUCUGGUGUAUCCAUCUUAGCAGGAAAUGGUAAAGAAGGAAACGUGAAGGGAAAUGCCAAAUUUGCUAGUUUUAUGCAGCCAGCUGGUCUUUGUUCCGAAUUGGAUACCAAUCUGUUUCUCUGCGAUUCCCAAAAUGGAGAAGUUAGUUUAAAUUACGGGACUGCAAGGAACAUGUGA